CUUCCUGAGCGCGACUGCUAGGUCUCGUCCCUCUUGGGGGUGGCAGAGUAUCCUUCAUGGGCGUCAGUUAUUGGAGAGAGGAUUACGAUGGCAGGUUGGUAAUGGCCAAUUGAUUUCCCUCCUUCAUUCUAACUGGAUCCCUAUGUUCCAACUUGAUCCCCCAUGCUAUAAUCCACGGAUUUUGCCUGAGGGGGGUGAUCCUUUGGUGUCCGAGAUUAUUUCUCAGGGGGAGGGGAGGUGGUCUGAUGAGAGGCUCCAUCAGUGGUUUGACCCGCCUACCUGUAGGGCGAUCAAGGCUAUUCCUCUUCCUAGAUGGGAUGUGUCUGAUAAGCUUAUCUGGCAUUUUACGGCUGACGGAGUCUUCUCGGUGAAGUCGGCUUACCAUUUGGCUGUUGAUUUGGACAGGAGGAGGGGUGGGUGGCGUGCUCUCGGUUAGCUGGAUGGAUAAACCGAGUUGGAUAAGAGUGUGGGAGGCGAAGAUCCCUCUGAAGUUGAAGGUUUUUGUGUGGCAAAUCCUUAAUCGGGCUCUACCAACUAUGGAGGCGCUUAUUGAGAAGAAGGUUCAGGUUCUCUCUCGGUGUCCAGUUUGUUGGGAUGGCCCGGAGACGAUGGAACACCUUUUCCUGUAUUGUCCGGUUGCGCGGGCCCUCUGGGACUAUUCAGAGCUGGAAUACCUGGGGGAGGGUUGCCUCGGCACACUUUUCCUUUGUUUCUCAAUCGUUUGUUGGGACUGAUUCGUCAGCCGUCAGUGGUUAUGGCUGUUGUUGCCGUCCUUUGGAGGAUCUGGAGUUCUCGAAAUUGGGUUGUCUUUGAGGGCAAAAAUUUGGGAUCCGGCGAUUAUGCGACAGUUUCACCAACGGUAUGAGGAAUGGGUGAGUCUAUCUUCGGAUCAGGCUCCGAGGGUGCCUAUCACGUUGAUGCAACCAACAACGCAUGUGGGUGAUUCCCAUUUGGUUUGCACGUGGGACGGGGCUACUAAGGGUGGGUCGCAUUCGGAUGGUGGGAUGGUUCUAUUUGACUCAGCGCGGACACUCCUUCUGGCUAGAGGGGUUCAGUUUUCGAAAAAUGGAUGACCCGGGGAUGGUGGAAUUACUUGUGCUUAGGGAAGCGAUUGUUUGGUGUAUGGAGCAAGGCUUGUCGGAGUUCCUGUUUGAGGGCGAUGGGAAGGUGAUUAUUGAUAAAAUAAACCAAGCCAACACGAGAGAUAGCCGGCUGGGUGCUGUUUUGGAGGAGAUUGGUCAUUAUUUUCGUACCCAAUCUGAUUUUAGUGUGCGUUUUGUAGGUUGGGAGAAAAAUAAGGUAGCUCAUUUGGUAGCUAGGAAAGUCUUUUCUUUGUAUCCGACUAUGAGUCGCUUCUUUGAUUUCCAAUCCUGACUGGUUUCCAGAGUGUAACUGUCUAUCUUUUUAUCAAUACAUGAUAUCUUUUGGGGAAAAAAAUCCAAAUCUUUCCCCACUACACAUUGUGAUUGUACAAUAUUUACUGGAAUCUUAAAGCGAAUAUGGGUAAAUAAAAUGAAAUAUUUGUAAGUUCGUCAUCCCCAGCAAUCGAGAACAUAAGAAAUGGGAUUUUUUAUGAAAAGAGUGAAGACAAACAAGUCCAAGAGGAGGAGGUUUACAAGUUGCAACGAAAGAGGUAGGGGAAGAGUAUGUCGUUAUCUCAUGACAGUGAUCACAUAACCAGUUCAUAUAUACUAAUUAUAUAUAUACACACACACAAAAACACAACUGGCCAUCGUUAUUGACCUUUGAAAAUAAUGGAGAGAUCUUUGACACCCACAAUUUUGGGAACAAUUUCAACCAUGUGCCCACCCUAGCUCGCUCCAUCAUUUCUCUCUUUUGUCACCUUCUAAUUUUUUUUUUCUUUUCAAACAAUGUUUUUUGUCCAAAAUAAUUACAAUGAAAUGGAAAUGGAAGAUAAACCGAAUAAGAUGAGCGUAGUUACAUAAAAAAAACAUGGUGUUCUUAUGAGUUAACAUUAAGAUAAAACGAAACCAAAUUCUCGAAUCUACUACUCUUAAUGAGGAUUUUGUACCCAUAUAUAUAUAUAUAUAUAUUUUUAAUACGGAGAAUCUUGGCUAGCUAGUGAUUUCUUCAACGACUCGCCACCACUUGAGCUACUUCAUAUAAUCAUUUAGAUAUGUUAUGUUGUCCUCGAGUGUCUCAAUAAUUACAUUAUUCUCUGUAAAACUUAAUGUCUUUCUGAGACCUCAUUAGAUAAACUCUUAUGUUUUUUUUAUUAUGUUUGAUCCACUUUCGAAUUGACACAACUAUUCCCAUAAGUACCUCGUGUGGUAGUAUCUAGUAAAGACCGUGCUUCGGU
Messenger RNA from Linum trigynum, 2320 nucleotides. NCBI's taxonomy places the organism in Eukaryota, Viridiplantae, Streptophyta, Magnoliopsida, Malpighiales, Linaceae. The record is from the annotation of a GenBank genome assembly.